CCCGAGCAGCCCGCGGAUGAGAACCCCCGGGUGCCCAAGGGCGAUGGCACCAAGAAGCAGCUCUCGGUGGAGCACAUCUACCAGAAGAAGACGCAGCUGGAGCACAUCCUGCUCCGGCCCGACACCUACAUCGGCUCCGUGGAGCUGGUCACCCAGCAAAUGUGGGUUUUUGAUGAGGGCUUGGGCCUUAACUGCAGAGAUGUGACCUUUGUGCCUGGCUUAUACAAAAUCUUUGAUGAGAUUCUAGUCAAUGCUGCAGACAACAAGCAGAGGGAUAAAAGCAUGUCAUGCAUUAAAGUUACAAUUGAUAGAGAUAACACAAUCAGUGUAUGGAACAAUGGGAAAGGUAUUCCAGUUGUUGAACACAAAGUGGAGAAGGUCUAUGUGCCUGCUCUCAUCUUUGGACAGCUACUGACAUCCAGCAACUACGAUGACAAUGAAAAGAAAGUCACAGGUGGGCGAAAUGGUUAUGGAGCCAAACUGUGCAACAUAUUUAGCACAAAAUUUACUGUGGAAACUGCAUGUCGCGAAUACAAAAAGUUAUUCAAGCAGACCUGGACAGACAACAUGGGAAGGGCUGGUGAAAUGAAACUAAAAUAUUUUGACGGAGAAGAUUACACGUGUGUCACUUUCCAACCUGAUCUGUCAAAAUUCAAAAUGAAAAUUCUUGAUAAAGACAUUGUAGCACUAAUGUCUCGAAGAGCAUAUGAUAUUGCUGGAUCCACAAAGGAUGUCAAAGUUUUCCUAAAUGGACAGAGGCUGCCUGUGAAAGGAUUCCGCAGUUACGUGGACCUCUAUCUGAAGGACAAAGUAGAUGAAACUGGUAAUGCACUUAAGGUUAUCCACGAGGAAGUAAAUUCUCGAUGGGAAGUGUGUUUGACUUUAAGUGACAAAGGCUUCCAGCAAGUUAGCUUCGUCAACAGCAUUGCCACUACAAAGGGUGGCAGGCACGUUGACUAUGUAGCUGACCAGCUUGUGACUAAACUCAUUGAUAUUGUGAAAAAGAAGAACAAAAACGGAGUUGGAGUGAAGCCUUUUCAGGUGAAGAACCACAUGUGGAUUUUUGUGAAUGCCUUAAUUGAAAACCCAACCUUUGACUCUCAGACUAAGGAGAACAUGACUCUGCAGCCAAAGAACUUUGGCUCAACCUGUAAACUGAGUGAAAAAUUUACUAAGGCUGCAGCUGCCUGUGGCAUUGUUGAAAGUAUCCUAAACUGGGUAAAAUUUAAAGCUCAGAGCCAGCUGAAUAAGAAAUGUUCGGCUGUGAAACACACUAAGAUUAAGGGUGUUCCUAAACUGGAUGAUGCCAAUGAUGCUGGCAGCAAGAAUUCUUUAGAUUGUACGCUUAUCCUGACCGAGGGAGACUCGGCCAAGACACUGGCUGUCUCUGGUCUAGGAGUGGUUGGUAGAGACAAAUAUGGAGUAUUUCCCCUUCGUGGGAAAAUACUCAACGUCAGAGAAGCUUCUCAUAAGCAGAUUAUGGAAAACGCUGAAAUCAACAACAUCAUCAAGAUUGUGGGUUUACAGUAUAAAAAGAACUAUGAAGAUCAAGAAUCUUUAAAGAGUCUUCGCUACGGAAAGAUUAUGAUUAUGACAGAUCAGGAUCAAGAUGGAUCGCAUAUCAAAGGUUUGCUGAUUAACUUCAUCCAUCACAACUGGCCAUCUCUUCUAAGACACAACUUUUUGGAGGAAUUUAUUACUCCCAUCAUAAAGGCCUCUAAAAGCAAAGAAGAAAUUGCAUUCUACAGCAUUCCUGAAUUUGAAGAAUGGAAAAGCAGUACACAGAACUACAAUUCAUGGAAAAUCAAGUACUAUAAAGGUUUGGGUACCAGCACAUCGAAGGAGGCUAAAGAAUACUUUGCAGAUAUGGCUAAACAUCGAAUUGGCUUCAAGUAUUCUGGUCCUGAAGAUGAUGCUGCGAUCACCCUGGCCUUUAGCAAGAAGAAGGUAGAAGAGCGAAAGGAGUGGCUGACUAAUUUCAUGGAAGACAGAAGACAACGGAAGCUGCACGGUCUGCCAGAGGAAUACCUGUAUGGGAAAAAUACUAAUUACCUGACAUACAAUGACUUCAUCAACAAGGAGUUAGUGCUGUUCUCAAACUCGGAUAAUGAAAGAUCAAUCCCAUCUCUGGUUGAUGGUUUGAAGCCAGGGCAAAGAAAAGUUCUGUUCACAUGUUUCAAGCGAAAUGAUAAGCGGGAGGUGAAGGUUGCUCAACUGGCUGGUUCUGUAGCUGAGAUGUCCUCAUACCAUCAUGGUGAAGCAUCGCUGAUGAUGACUAUUAUUAACUUAGCUCAGAACUUUGUGGGCAGUAACAACCUCAACUUGCUACAGCCUAUCGGUCAGUUUGGCACAAGGCUGCAUGGUGGGAAAGACUCUGCCAGCCCUCGAUACAUCUUUACAAUGCUCAGCCCACUGGCACGGUUGCUGUUCCCACCAACGGAUGACAAUAUACUGAGGUUCCUAUAUGAUGACAAUCAACGUGUGGAGCCAGAAUGGUAUAUGCCUAUCAUUCCAAUGGUGCUGAUAAACGGGGCAGAAGGGAUUGGUACUGGCUGGUCCUGUAAGAUCCCCAACUUUGAUAUCAGGGAAGUUGUGAAUAAUAUCCGUCGUCUGAUGGAUGGAGAAGAGCUAUUGCCAAUGCUUCCUAGUUACAAGAAUUUCAAAGGCACGAUAGAUGAGCUGGGACCUAAUCAGUAUGUGAUAAGUGGUGAAGUGUCUAUCCUCGAUUCUACAACCAUUGAGAUCACUGAGCUGCCUGUCAGAACAUGGACACAGACGUAUAAAGAGCAAGUUCUGGAGCCAAUGUUAAAUGGGACUGAGAAGACACCCCCACUAAUCACAGACUAUAAAGAAUAUCACACAGACACGACAGUGAAGUUUGUAGUGAAGAUGACGGAAGAAAAACUAGCUGAAGCUGAAGCAGUGGGGCUGCACAAGGUCUUCAAACUCCAAACAAAUUUAACAUGCAACUCCAUGGUUCUUUUUGACCAUGUUGGCUUUCUCAAGAAGUAUGACUCUCCCCAGGAUAUUCUCAAAGAGUUCUUUGAACUCAGACUCCGAUAUUACAAUUUGAGAAAAGAAUGGCUUAUUGGAAUGCUAGGUGCCGAGUCUGCAAAACUGAGCAACCAGGCUCGUUUCAUCCUGGAGAAAAUAGAUGGCAAAAUUGUGAUCGAAAACAAACCCAAGAAAGAGUUGAUUCAAGUUCUUAUCAAGAGAGGGUACGAAUCUGACCCAGUGAAGGCUUGGAAGGAUUCACAAAACAAGGAAGAAGAGGAGGAGGAGGAGGAGAGUGACGAAUCAGCUGCAGCCACCGGACCAGACUUCAACUAUCUGCUGAACAUGCCCCUUUGGUAUCUGACUAAAGAGAAGAAAGAUGAGCUCUGUAAGCAGAGAGAUAACAAAGAAAAGGAGCUGGAAAACCUUAAGAGCAAGAGUCCCUCUGAUCUAUGGAAGGAAGACCUUGCUGUCUUUGUUGAAGAACUUGAUGCAGUGGAAGCCAAGCAAAUUCAGGAUGAGAUGACGGGGUGUGUUGGUAAACCUUUAAAGGUGAAAGGAGGGAAAACGAAGGUGAAGAAGACGCAACUGUCAGAAGUAAUGCCAUCACCUCAUGGCAUAAGGGUUGUUCCUCGGAUAACUGCAGAGAUGAAGGCAGAGGCAGAGAAGAGAACUAAAAAGAAAAUAAAGAGUGAAAAAAAUGAGUUUGAUGAGAAUCAAGAAGAAAACACAUCAGGAGACAAAGAAUCUGCAGGCCUGAAGCAGAGAUUAGCGCAGAAGCUUAAUACUGAGCAAGGUGCUAAGAGACAGGCCACUCUACCGUUUAAGCCAUUAAAGAAAAUGAAGAAACGAAACCCUUGGUCUGACUCAGGGUCUGAGUCAGAGUCUGAUUUUGAAGUGCCUCCUCGCAGAGAGAGAGUGGUUCGCCAGGCAGCAGCCAAAGUCAAGACCAUAAUCAGUUCGGACUCAGAUGAAAAUCUCUCCAGCUCAGAUGAGGAGUCUGAAUUUCAUGGCGACAGUGAAAGCAACUCUGAAUCGGAUACAAACUCAAAAGAAAAACCUCCUCCCAAGCCCAGAGCUGCUCCGAAGGAAACCACUGAAAAAGCAGCUAAAGCUCCCAAGCAAAAGCCAGUGCAAAGCGCUAUCCCUGUUCAAGUCCAAGAUGUUGCUAACGAAAAUGUGAGUCAAGCUCCUGCAGCUCCUUCUGUCUCUGUGCCUAGCAGUAAGGCUGUAUCUAAAAAACCUGCAGCUAAGAAGGCCAGUGCCACCAAGGAUAACCAGCCGUCCAUCGUGGAGAUUCUAGCCAAGAAAAAGGCUGCGCCCAAAGCCAGCAAGCCGGCGGCGAAGGAGGGAUCCCUGGAUUCUGAGACUGGAGCAGCGGGUGACAAGAAGCCUGGCCAGACCAAGGGGUGGAAAGUUGUCAAAAGGCAGCCAAGUUCUUUGGAUUCAGAUUCAGAUUCAGAUUUUGGCUCAAAGCCUUCCAAAUCAGUCGCAGCAAAGAAAUCCAGGCUGGAAGACAAUGGUAGCGUUACUGUUGAUCCAACAGCUCUUGCAGACAGCCCCGUAGCAGCUGUGCCCCGUACCAGACCUGGACGUCUCAAAAAGCCUGUCCGGUACUUGGAGGAGUCCGAUGAGGAUGAUAUGUUUUGA
This is a messenger RNA of Cariama cristata (Red-legged seriema), 4644 nucleotides long. RefSeq names its product topoisomerase (DNA) II alpha 170kDa (gene TOP2A). NCBI's taxonomy places the organism in Eukaryota, Metazoa, Chordata, Aves, Cariamiformes, Cariamidae. Gene Ontology annotation, biological process: DNA topological change; apoptotic chromosome condensation; sister chromatid segregation. The transcript has 34 exons. The record is from RefSeq and is a predicted model, not a curated record. The annotation marks the transcript as partial. Gene Ontology annotation, cellular component: nucleus. Gene Ontology annotation, molecular function: ATP binding; DNA binding; DNA topoisomerase type II (double strand cut, ATP-hydrolyzing) activity.